Molecule: messenger RNA, 2841 nt
Organism: Pygocentrus nattereri (red-bellied piranha)
Lineage: Eukaryota; Metazoa; Chordata; Actinopteri; Characiformes; Serrasalmidae
Gene: pex2
Product: peroxisomal biogenesis factor 2
Exons: 2
Coding region: 16-1113 (365 amino acids)
Biological process (GO): protein import into peroxisome matrix
Cellular component (GO): peroxisomal membrane
Molecular function (GO): zinc ion binding
Source: RefSeq, a predicted model, not a curated record
UGAACGUCAACAAUCAUGAGGACCGGGAACACUUCUCGAUUGUACCGCUUGCUGAAAGGCGUGGCUUCUCUGCUCACACAUUGGUGCGUUUGCAGGAAGGCGUGGCUUGUGGCCGUGCAACCCGGAAAAAGAAGGGCCGUGCAUGUUGCCGUGUGCCGCAGUCUUAAAAUGGCUGGAGCUGGAGGUGACAAGCCCCUCGCCGAGGCCGGCCCGAGCCCUUUAUCUCGCGUGCUGAGAAUCAGUCAGCUGGACGCUUUUGAACUGGAUGGCGCUCUGGAACAUCUCAUUUGGUCACAGUUCGCCCGGUGUUUCCAGCAUUUUAAGCCGGGCCUCUUGACCCCUGCGGAGCCGGAGCUCAAAGCCCUCCUCCAGCUCCUCCUGUGGAGGUUCACGGUCUGCUCCAACAGCGCCACCGUGGGACAGGCUCUGCUAAACAUCCGCUACCGGAACGCACUGAUCCCUGGCCAGAGGUACAGGCCCAUGAGCCGGCAGCAGAAGCUGUGGUUUGCCUUGCUGACAGUGGGUGGGAAGUGGCUUAGGGAGCGCUCCCACAUCUUAUUACUCCUGGGCCGGCCUGCUGACUCCGGCGUCCGGAAAGCUCGCGGGACUUUGGCCUUGAUCGGCGGCCUGGCCAAAGCAGCCAGCUUGUUCAACUUCUUGCUGUUCCUCCAGAGUGGCACAUUCCCCACCCUGACAGAGAGGCUGCUGGGUGUGCAGCCCGUCUUCAGCCGACCCCAGGGACCCAGGGAUAUCAACUUCCAGUAUAUGAACCGCGAGCUUCUCUGGCACGGCUUUGCAGAGUUCCUGAUCUUCUUGCUGCCGCUGGUCAACACGUGGAAGCUGAAGGCUAACGUUUCUGCACUCUUCUCCCUUUCGGCUAACACAAAAGGUGGCACAGCCACAGAAAUGUCCGGCCAAAUGGAGUGUGCUGUUUGCGGAGAAUGGCCCACCAUGCCCCAUUCCAUUGGCUGCAGCCACGUCUUCUGCUACUACUGCAUCAAAAGCCACACCAUGGCCGACAUCUUCUUCACAUGUCCCAAAUGCAGCGCAGAACUGGUGACUGUACAGCCAGUCAAACUCCAGAUAGAACUGACUGAAAUGCAUCCGAGCUGACUUCCAUAACAUGCUCAUGCUACAAACAGACCUGAUUGAUUGGGCUUUUUUGGAGCCUGUCAGCAGUACAAAUGCGAAUUUCUGUUUGAACACUGGGGUUUAUCACAGAGAUUGGCUGAUGAAAGAAUGUGGCUUGUGCCUUUGCUGAAAUGAGAGUAUUUGUUGCCAUGAAAUAUGCAAGAUUUUGUACAAAGACCGACUAGAGACAAACUUAAUGAUGUUUAAAUCUAAAUCAACAUUAUUCGUGUCGCUAAUUAAUUCCUCCUCAUGAAAGUUUGAUGGAGAGCAGGGUAUCGGAUGUUCACUUCUUUGCAUUCUUGGAUACAGCGCAGUGCAAUGAAUAAACAUCAAAACAACCCACUGCUCAAACUGCCUGCACGUUCCAAUUCCCCCCAUCCCUUAUGAAGUGCGAAAUUUGCACAAGAUCAAGGAGAGGCCAUGAUAGCAAUGGUGGGGCGGUGGAGGCAAGUGAGUGGGUGCAGAUUGACAGACAUCCUAUCCUAAUCUCCUUGGCCCUUCUUAAGACGGCAGUAAACUGUAACAAACCCUAGUAGGACCGUGCAAGUUUUAGGCAUAUUAUGCACUAAUCCUAAUAAUAAACGCAAAGAUGGUUAUUUAUUCUGGCGUUAACCUUCUCCAAUGAGCAAAGCCUCAGGCAAAAUGCACCCAAGUGGGCUCAGGCCUUCUGGAAAGUCCCACCUUUUUUUGAUCGCAUGGCCUUAAUUGCUGAUUGUGGAGGCAAUCAAUCACGACUCCAGGCUGUGAUGGGCCCCUUGGUUUGCUUGGGUGUUUUUCUGCAUCUUUGUAAUCGCUUUGCUGAAGUUUUUUGACAAAGAAUGUGCAGCUGGGAAUAUGCAGGCCUGAGCUGUCCUCAUAUGGCUUUAGCUCAUGUUUUUCAGUGGCCAAAUAGAACAGUGCUUUCUGUGUAAUUUUGAUGUUCGCAAAAAUUAUAAUUUAUCAAAAUACACAGAGAUGGUAAACUUGUGCACUGGUGAAAAUUUAGCAAUUUAUGGAGUUGUACAUUUAAAAACAUGCCUUAUUAUUCAAAAAUGGGCAACAGAAUUCAGCAUCAAGGUAGCACUGAAAACAAAAAUCUUGUUUUUGUUUGUUUGAAGGUAGCAAACCAACUUUUCCUUGCUUUUUUACAAUACGAGAGUUUCAUAUAGUGUGUAAGCACUGUUUCAAAAUAUAAAUAUUCACUUCUUAGUCCGUAUACUAAGCUAACCUGCAAUAACAGCCCAUUUUUAUUUCAUUGAUUUUGUGAGGUCAUGAACACUGGCAUAUUUACAUAUCCACCUAUUCAGCCUACAGCAGUUAAGCAGCGUCCCUUUACACUUAAGUUAUGAGGAGUGUUUCAGCCCAGACAGCUUUCUAAACAAGGCACAAUGCAAGGCAGUCAAUUAGAACAGAGACUAUUUACAUAUGAGCCUUAAAGGCACAGUAACAGAAACAGUCUGUUUAAUUCUGUGAAGUAAUGAAGACAUGCUGGAAGUGGUCAUGUGAAAAUGACUUAUGGCUGUUGCUUCAUAUAACCACACAAAUGUUAUAAGCAGUGGAAAAUAUAAAUGUUGGAUAUGGGGCCUUUAAAUGUUUUUGGUUCUAGCUAAUGUUAGCUAGAGUAGUUAGCCUGGUUACAUCUGCACCGUUUCUACCAUUUGAAACAUGUCCUUAACAAUGCUCAUGGUUACUUUUCAUUGCAGCAAAAUAUAACAUACCCAGUCCACUGGA